AUGGAUUUCAAAAAUCCAUGGGAAGAUUUUAUUUUCGACCAGACAGUCGAUAAUAUUAAUGAAUCCUCUGACUGUUUUAACAAUAUAAAGCUUAGCAACUUUCCUUUUCUCAAAAGUCAGUUUUCCUCUAUUGACUAUCUCAUAAAGUGUGAAUUAUGCAAUGUUAUGCUUCUUCCGGAGAGCAUUUCUUUGCAUUAUGACGACCGGCACUCAGAACCCCCAAAGUCUGUCGGUUCUGCUGUCUUGCCAUACGAAGCUGUUUCUUGGUGUGAAUGUCAGGCUGAAAUUGAUUCCAAAAAGGAUCGGACUUCCAAACGUACUAAGGUCGCGCCUCUCAAGCGUUCUAAACGCAACACACCUAACCCCUCAGAUGCCUCGCCUUAUUCAAUUAAAAUGGACAUAUCGAAAACAGUUAUCACAAGUCGAGAAGUAGAAAAGACCAGUCAUGAGGAACUUAGAGAACCAGUUUUGUUGAAAUUAGCAAAAUCAGAUGGAAGAAUAUCUCAAAGUGAGGAAGUGUCCAGAAAGCCUUUAAGGACACCUGCAGAAAGUAAACUCAAUGAGCGAUCUGUGUGGUCGGUUGUUUGUCCAAGAGAGCAUUCUGCUGGUAAUUUUUAUGAACUCACCUCCAAAGGUCAGGUUGAGGAAAGUCGACACCUGGGGAAAGAUAUGUUUGAGUGCCGAUCAAGUUUUAAUCAUUCUAAUGAUUCUGGCAUCGGAUCUCAAGCACAUUCAGUUUUUCGCUGUUCAUCAUAUCCCCCGACACCUUCAUUGUCUCCACAUCUUCCAAGUUCUAGUCCAUCAAAUGUUUCUGAUGACACGACAUUUGGUUUCAACCAGUUCCGGCCUGAAGUUGCAAACCGACCUGUUUCACGCUCAUCCCACUCUAGUUCUAGCAGUGGAAUCGGUAUUUCUGAUCAGCACAAUACUGAUUCUAGCAUUACUAUUCCAACAACAAUUUUCAAUGUAAAUAGUACAAAAGCAGUCACUUCACUUCCUUUAUCAGACAUAAAGUCAACUGCCAAAUGCAAAGUUAAGUGCAAGCUCUCGACGGUUUGCCUUCGGAACAACGUCCCUCUAUGUUCCACUUCCUCUCAACCGAUGAUCUCGGGUGAGGCAUUGGCUAAAGUGCAUUCCAGUAGGGAAGUAGAGUCAACUGUAUAUCAUCUUAAAAACAAUCGUCUAGAAUUCGAUGGCAAAUUAAUUAGUAGUGAGUUGAGGCGGAAUGGUUUCCAUAGCUGGAUUUCUGGUGAACGACCGACGUCAUCAGAUGCCACACACAAAGCCGAUAAUGUUAGACGUUUAUUGGCAUUUCAGCGGCUAUCAACCCCAAGAAAUCAAACAAUUCUAUUGCAACAAGCCCCUAGACAGAUAAAGAGUGUGCAUUUAGCACCUUCGUUCAUCUCACAAUAUUAUCAAACAGAAAACUUGGAAGGGAACGAAGCUUCUACUUCGAGUGACACUAAUCGAUUUGUCCAACCAAAUAUUUUAAUACAACCAGAAAAGUCCUCAAAACUAGACGUGGUGAAUGAUAGUUCAUCUCGGAUUAACUGGCCUCCAGAAUCUAUAAUUUCUGGUCCCUCUAGCAAUAUGGCUAGGAGUGCUGGCGAAUUGCAAGAAUUCUUGGAAGAGCUAGAGGAUACAUUUGAUCCUCUUACUCAGUGUGGCUGCUUGGAAAUGGAUGAUAUCAGGUGUAGAAAUUCUAUUUUAUGUACGGUACAUACAAUUGAGGAGAAACGUAGGGUCCCCCGCCAACAUGAUUUACGUUAUCUUAUGCGAGAAGCAAGGAAAAAACAACAAAUCUUAAGACAAGUACCAAACACUCCCUGUCAACAAUUUCCAUGGACUGUACAAACCUCUGGUUCGCCUAAUGCAGUCAUUGACCUCACUGAUGAUGUUAGUAGUAAUGAAAGUUUCUGUGAAACUCCAGGAGUGUUAUCUUAUCAAACACCUCGAGUUCCAAAUCAUUCACAGCUAUUGCGUCAUAAUACAACGCUUUCUGCAUAUGAUACACAAGGUCGGUGUCAAAUAUAUCCCAACUCACUUAACUCAAAUGGUCCUAUAGAUUUGAGAUAUGUAUCAAACAAACUGACGGCUAGAUUACAUCAACGAAAUAAAACAGUUGUCAUCGCCCAGCCAUGUGCUAUUGAUAUCAGACCACAAACAGAAUCUUUUUUGUCUUACUCACCUCAAAUCGCAUCUAUCAACUCCACUCUUGAUAUGCAUCACUUUCAAUUUAAUCCAAUGGGAUCAGGAACAACACAAACGGGAGAAUAUUUUAGUGAAUCCAACACACCCAAUAUAGUUAUGUAUCCUAAUCGUAAACAAACAUCUGGUUAUUCAUCAACCUCUUAUUCGAAUGCCAGAUUGAUAAAUGAACCUCAGUAUGCUGCUCAAAGUCAUUGUCUGUCUACCUGUCAACCUGCACAACCUUGGGCUAAUCGACUGAGCCGUUAUCCCAUUGAAGGUUCUGCCGAUACAACCAUCAAUUUGGAUAAUCUUAUCACUAGUGAAGAUUUAUGCUCAGAAGAACAUUUUGAUGAUCCUUCCCAUGAAAUAAAUUUACCUCGAAAAGUACAUGUUCCGUUUGUUGAAGAAACACCCCCUAAUUUUGGUCCUAUUACUACUUCUACAACAACAACAACUACUACUACUCUGUUCCCACACUUGUCAUUAAACACUCGCAAAUUACAAGAAAGUCAGAGUCGAGUUGUUGUCAAUGAUAUGCGUGAAAAAUCCAUUACUGGAAGAAGUAGGAAAACAGCUCGAACAUCAUUUCGAUCUUCAGGUUCUACUAAUGUUCAAGGUCCUACUCUCACUAGUUUGUUACAUCUACGUUAUCAACACCAACAGCCGAAUCAACAACAAGGUCAAUUUCAGUCAAUCUCUGGACUUUUAGGCGGAGGUAAAGUUAAUCCUAGUGAACAUGUAUCAACAAGACCCACGGUUAUUAGUAAAACUAAGCCAGUGACUUCUGCAACAGAUGUUUUCAAUUGUAAAAUACCAUCGUCAUCAUCUACGGUUUUUGAAUCACAAGAAAAAGCGGAUAUUUUGAAUUCUGUAAAUCCUCAACUAGUCUAUUCCCCAUCUUUGAUAACACCAAACAUACCAUGCACGUAUGUUGGAUUGUCGUCGACUUACCCUACUUCAUCAACUACUUUCAGUUCAAGACUUCCUAAUCAGGUGUUAGAUUAUUGUGUUGAUAACUCGUUAGAUACAUUUUAUGUCCCUAAUUCUUUACAGACUUGUCCAAGCACAGUACCCUCAUCCAUUUCAUCAUAUUCUUUACAUUCCAAUUCUAGACUUAAUAAUUAUGUUAUACAACGUAAUGUACAAUUAAACCAACCACAGGCUAGAACUUUGUUUGCAAAUUCAAUUAGUUCUCAAACGAAUGAAACUAGUCCCAAUUUAAUACUAUCUUCUUCCUCAUCCUCUUCUCUGUCAACGGCUACUUUAUCGAGUAAUCGUUAUUUUGUCAUUCGACCAAGUGCAAUCACACAAACACCUAAUUUAGUGGUUUGUGCUAAACGCAGGGAUACUUAUUCCACAUCUAAUAUAAAUAGAUCUGAAGAUGUAUGA
Molecule: messenger RNA, 3579 nt
Organism: Schistosoma guineensis
Lineage: Eukaryota; Metazoa; Platyhelminthes; Trematoda; Strigeidida; Schistosomatidae
Source: the annotation of a GenBank genome assembly